AUGGCUCCCGUUCUCAAGAAGUACAAGGCCGCCGCCGUCAACGCUGAACCCGGCUGGUUCAACUUGGAGGAAUCCGUCCGCCGGACCAUCCACUGGAUCAACGAAGCCGGUGAAGCUGGCUGCAAGUUCAUUGCCUUCCCUGAGCUCUGGAUCCCCGGAUACCCCUACUGGGCCUGGAAGGUGACCUACCAAGAGAGCCUCCCCCUCCUCAAGGCCUACCGCGAGAACAGUCUUGUCUCGGACUCAGAUGAAAUGCGCCAGAUCCGCGCCGCUGCCCGCACGAACAAGAUCUUCGUCUCCCUGGGCUACUCCGAGCUGGACCUGGCCAGCCUCUACACCACGCAGGUGCUCAUCUCGCCCACGGGCGAGGUGAUUAACCACCGUCGCAAGAUUCGCGCUACUCACGUUGAGCGCCUUGUCUUCGGAGAUGGAACCGGUGACACUACCGAGUCUGUUGUGCAGACUGAGAUCGGACGUGUUGGACACUUGAACUGCUGGGAGAACAUGAACCCGUUCAUGAAGUCGUAUGCGGCUUCGCUGGGUGAGCAGGUGCAUGUUGCUGCUUGGCCUUUGUAUCCGGGUAAGGAGACGUUGAAGUACCCGGAUCCGUUUACCAAUGUUGCUGAGGCAAACUGUGAUCUCGUAACUCCCGAGUAUGCCAUCGAAACCGGCACCUUCACCCUGGCUCCCUGGCAGACUAUCACGGCCGAGGGAAUCAGACUCAACACCCCUGCUGGUCGGGACUUGGAAGACCCUAACAUCUACAACGGCCAUGGUCGUAUCUUCGGCCCUGACGGUCAGAACUUGGUUCCCCACCCCGACAAGGAAUUCCAGGGUCUUCUUUACGUUGACAUCGACCUCGAUGAAUGCCACCUGUCCAAGUCGUUGGCCGAUUUUGGUGGUCACUACAUGCGCCCCGAUCUUAUCCGCCUGCUUGUCGACACCAACCGCAAGGACCUGGUUGUCCGGGAGGACCGGGAGAAUGGAGGUGUUGCCUACACCAAGACCAUUGACCGGGUUGGAUUGACGGCUCCUUUGGAUGAGGAGUAA
This is a messenger RNA of Aspergillus glaucus CBS 516.65, 1050 nucleotides long. Its product is annotated as carbon-nitrogen hydrolase family protein. The record is from RefSeq and is a predicted model, not a curated record. The transcript is spliced from 5 exons. Lineage: Eukaryota; Fungi; Ascomycota; Eurotiomycetes; Eurotiales; Aspergillaceae. Gene Ontology annotation, biological process: cyanide catabolic process. Gene Ontology annotation, molecular function: cyanide hydratase activity. The coding region runs from base 1 to 1050 and encodes 349 amino acids.